AUGGAGAUUAAUGGAAAUUCCCAGAUAUUAUCCAAUAUCUCCCUGGGCUUCCACAUCUAUAACAGCCAUUUUGUUGCAAGUUGGAUAUAUCUCGCCUCACUGGAGCUUCUCUCCACAUGGAGCAACUUUAUCCCGAACUACAAGUGUGAUAAUAAAGAUAAUAUUGUUGCAGUCAUUGGGGGACCUGAUUCAGAUGUGAGUUUCUUUAUGGCAACUAUUCUGAGCAAUUACAAGCUACCACAGCUUGGAUAUGGUUCUUCUCCUGUGAUUAAUGAUCCAUCCCAACAUGUCUUCUUCCAAUGGAUGUUCCCUAAUAUUAACCAACAGUAUGUGGGGAUGCUCCAGCUGCUUUUGCUUUUCACGUGGACUUGGAUUGGCGUCAUUUUUAUAGAAGAUGACAAUGGCCUCAGGUUUGUACAGAAGGAACUUCCAAAGUUUUCCCAAGGGGGAAUCUGUUUUGAUUUCAUAGAACCAUUGCCACCUCUAUAUUUUAAAACUGGCAUUCAUGAAAUGGUAGACUCAUGGGUCAAAUUGUACCUCUUGAUAAGUGAUAGCAAAGUCAGUGUUGUAGUCUUGCAUGGGGAAAUUCAUACUAUGAUCGUUUUGAGAAUGUUUCCCAGAAUUCCAGAACUUGAAUACAUUCCUAGGAACUCAAAUGGUAAACUCUGGAUGAUGACAGCCCAAAUGGAGUUCACUUCUGUUCCUUUUCAACGAUUUUGGGACAUAGAUAUCCUUCAUGGUUCCUUAGCCUUUGCAACUCAAUCAAAGGAGCUGGUAGGUUUCCACAAUUUUCUUCAGAUGAGAAACCCUUAUGUGGAAACAAGAGAUGGUUUUAUUAAGGACUUUUGGAAACAGAUAUUUGAUUGUUCCUUCCCAACUUCCUUGGAAGAGGAAAAUGUUUGGAAUCUCUGCAGUGGGGAGGAGAAGCUGGAGACUCUUCCUAGGUCUAUUUUUGAGAUGAGCACGUCCUCCCAUAGCUAUAGUGUCUACAAUGCAGCAUAUGCUGUAGCCUAUGCAUUGCAAUCCAUGAGAUCAUCAAUACUGAAACAUGGAAUUAUGUCACAGGGAGGACAUAAGAACCUUCUGAAUUCAUUUCUGUGGCAGUUCCACUACCAUCUACGAAAAGUCUCAUUUAACAAUAGUGUAGGGGAAAUGAUUUCCUUCGAUCAGAAUGGGAAUCUUGAAGCAGGAUUCGAUAUUAUCAACUGGAUCACGUUCCCAAAUCUAAGUCUACAUCGAGUCAAAGUGGGAAAAUUUGAUCUCAGAGCUCCUGAAGACCAGGUGUUCAAUGUUUUUGUGGAUACCAUUAGGUGGCCAAAGACAUUUAACCAG
Pseudonaja textilis is the source of this 1332-nucleotide messenger RNA. The record is from RefSeq and is a predicted model, not a curated record. Lineage: Eukaryota; Metazoa; Chordata; Lepidosauria; Squamata; Elapidae.